AUGCUUUACAGCCUUUACUACUUAUCAGUUACCACUUACCAACGCUUUAUCCCCAAUACCCUAGACCUCAUUUCCCGCCGGCGUCACCCUGCCGCCACCGCGAAUUCUCAACAACUCGUUAUCUUACCAGGAUUUAGCCGCUCGAUCACCGCGGCACCGCCCUCUGCUAAGCAAUAUCGAAUUCCAAUUUUGAAGUGCCGGUGCUGCCAAGUGGGGGGAUCGAUGGAUUCGCGAGUUCUGACGCAGGAAGAACUGGAGAAGAAGAAGAAAAAGGAAGAGAAGGCUAGAGAGAAGGAAUUGAAAAAGCUCAAAGCUGCACAAAAAGCAGCUGCCGCCAAACUCCAGGCGCAACAACCCUCUACCUCAAAAUCAGAGAAGAAAAAAAAUGCGAGAAGAGAAGUCGAGGAGGAUAACCCGGAGGAUUAUGUUGAUCCUGAAACACCUUUGGGUGAGAAGAAAAAGCUCUCUCGUCAAAUGGCAAAGACUUACGAUCCUAGUGCUGUUGAGAACUCGUGGUAUGAAUGGUGGGAGAAAUCUAAUUUCUUUGAGGCUGACCCAAAAAGCUCCAAACCAUCAUUUGUAAUUGUUAUUCCACCACCAAACGUCACUGGGGCCCUCCAUAUUGGUCAUGCCCUUACUGCUGCAAUCCAGGACACUAUAAUUCGCUGGAGGCGGAUGUCAGGUUACAAUACAUUGUGGGUGCCUGGUAUGGACCACGCUGGAAUUGCAACACAGGUUGUUGUGGAGAAGAAACUUAUGAGGGAAAUGAAUUUGACGAGACAUGAUGUUGGUCGUGAAAAAUUUGUGGAUGAAGUCUGGAAUUGGAAGAAUGAGUAUGGGGGCACCAUACUAAAACAACUUCGGCGCUUGGGUGCAUCUUUAGAUUGGUCCCGUGAGUGCUUCACCAUGGAUGAGAAGAGAUCGAGAGCUGUGACUGAGGCUUUUGUGAGACUCCACAAGGAGGGUCUCAUAUAUAGGGAUCUCCGUUUAGUGAACUGGGAUUGUGUCUUGAGAACUGCAAUAUCUGAUAUUGAGGUGGAACAUAUAGAAAUCAAAGAGAGAACGGAACUCCGAGUUCCUGGAUAUGAAAAACCCGUGGAGUUUGGAGUGCUGACAUCGUUUGCAUAUCCUCUGGAGGGAGGUUUGGGUGAGAUUGUUGUGGCAACUACUCGAGUGGAAACGAUGCUGGGUGAUACUGCUAUUGCCAUUCAUCCUGAUGAUCCAAGAUACAGCCAUGUUCAUGGGAAAUUUGCUGUCCACCCAUUCAAUGGGCGGAAACUUCCUAUUGUUUGUGAUGCGGUGCUUGUAGAUAUGAGUUUUGGCACAGGUGCCGUUAAGAUCACUCCUGCCCAUGAUCCUAAUGAUUUUGAGGUCGGCAAGCGCCAUAAUCUCGAGUUUAUAAACAUCUUUACUGAUGAUGGAAAAAUAAAUAGCAACGGUGGUCAGGAGUUUGCAGGGAUGCCACGUUUCAGGGCUCGUGUGGCUGUGACAGAAGCUUUAAAGGAAAAGGGACUUUAUCGAGGUGAUAAAAAUAAUGAGAUGCGUUUAGGAAUUUGUUCUAGAAGUAAUGACGUUGUGGAGCCCCUCAUAAAGCCUCAGUGGUAUGUAAACUGCAAAAGCAUGGGACAACAAGGUCUUGAUGCUGUCAUUGAUGAAAAAAAUCCAAAGAUUGAGAUCAUUCCCCGCCAAUAUGUUGCUGAAUGGCAGAGGUGGCUUGAGAAUAUUCGUGAUUGGUGCAUUUCAAGACAACUUUGGUGGGGCCACCGAAUACCUGCAUGGUAUGCAAUGUUGGAGGAUGAUGAACUGAAGGAACUUGGUGCGUACAAUAAACAGUGGGUGGUUGCCAGGAACGAGGAAGAAGCUCAGGUGGAAGCUAGCAAAAUAUUCGCUGGAAAGAAGUUCCAGCUUUUCCAAGAUCCUGACGUUCUGGACACCUGGUUUUCGUCCGGACUUUUCCCCUUAUCUGUGUUGGGGUGGCCAGAUGAUACAGACGAUCUUAGAGCAUUUUACCCAACAUCUGUUCUUGAGACUGGCCAUGAUAUCCUAUUUUUUUGGGUUGCUCGUAUGGUGAUGAUGGGAAUGAAGCUAGGAGGUGAUGUACCAUUUAGAAAGGUUUACUUGCAUCCUAUGAUUCGUGAUGCCCAUGGACGCAAGAUGUCUAAGUCAUUAGGAAAUGUCAUUGAUCCUCUAGAAGUCAUUAAGGGAGUAACCCUUGAAAAUCUUCACAAAAGGCUAGAGGAGGGCAACUUGGAUCCUAAUGAGUUGAAAACUGCGAAAGAGGGUCAGAAGAAGGAUUUCCCAAAGGGUAUUCCUGAAUGUGGAGCUGAUGCUUUGCGCUUUGCCCUCGUUUCCUACACAGCUCAGUCAGACAAAAUUAAUCUGGACAUCCAGAGGGUGGUUGGGUAUCGGCAAUGGUGCAACAAAUUAUGGAAUGCUAUUAGAUUUGCCAUGACUAAACUUGGAGACGAUUAUGUCCCUCCAGAGGAGAUAGUUUCUACCGAUAUGCCUUUCAGCUGCAAGUGGAUACUCUCUGUUCUCAACAAAGCUAUAGCAAAAACAGUUCAAUCUCUUGAUUCGUAUGAAUUUUCUGAUGCUGCUACAGCUGUAUACUCAUGGUGGCAGUUUCAAUUGUGUGACGUGUUUAUUGAAGUAAUUAAGCCGUAUUUUUCUGGUAAUGAUCCUGCACUUGCAUCUGCAAGAAGAUAUGCACAGGAUACACUGUGGGUGUGUUUGGAUUAUGGGUUGAGAUUACUUCAUCCUCUUAUGCCAUUCGUCACGGAAGAACUAUGGCAGCGUCUUCCUUCUAAGAAAGAUGCCGUGAGGAAAGAAUCCAUUGUAAUAUCUGAAUACCCCUCAGUAGUGGAGAGUUGGACUAAUGAUGAAGUGGAGUUAGAGAUGGAUAUGGUCGAGUCAGUGGUGAAAUCACUGAGGUCUCUUCGAUCACAAUUGGCACCAAAUGAGAGGCAUGAAAGGCGAGUGGCUUUUGUCCGUUGCCGCACAAACGAUGCCUGUGAUAUCAUAAAGAGUCACGAACUGGAGAUUACCACUCUUGCCACAUUAUCUUCACUUGAAGUUUUGAGCGAGAAUGAUGAAGCACCACUGGGUUGUAAGGUGGACGUGGUCAACGAGUCCCUGUCAGUUUUCCUCAAGCAACAAGGCAACAUUAAUGUCGAAGCCGAACUUGAAAAAAUCAAGAAGAAAAUGGAGGACCUGCAAAAUGCUCCAGGCUACCAAGAGAAAGUCCCUGCCCAUAUCCGUGAAGUGGAUGAGUCGAAACUGGCCUCACUCAUGCAAGAACUUCUGUCUUUCAAGGAAGCUAGUGAGCAUUUGGAACGCGAAACUUCAAAUUCCUAA
Striga asiatica is the source of this 3354-nucleotide messenger RNA. The record is from the annotation of a GenBank genome assembly. Lineage: Eukaryota; Viridiplantae; Streptophyta; Magnoliopsida; Lamiales; Orobanchaceae.